UAUAAGUGAUCAGCAAGCACUUCCUCUAAUAAGGAGUUCUACUUUAGCAAGAUUAACUAUCCCUUAUUAUAAGGGAGUAAAUGUGGAAGAAAGGUCUAUUCAAAAAGCUAGAGCCAAAAAUCUUGUCUUUUCAAUGUGGAGAGUAAUAAUGAUUCUCAAGAUGAUUAGAGAUUAUUGGUUUAAAGUCAUCAAAAAAAUUCUUGAAUCAAAAGAAGCAUUACCUGAACAUAAGGUCAACUUAAUAACCAAAAAGGCUAAAUAUAUGAGUUUUGAAUUCGGAAAGCACAUACCUGUUAAAUGA
Molecule: messenger RNA, 301 nt
Organism: Racocetra fulgida
Lineage: Eukaryota; Fungi; Glomeromycota; Glomeromycetes; Diversisporales; Gigasporaceae
Source: the annotation of a GenBank genome assembly